UCUCUCUCUGGCGAAGAAGCAAGUUUCGGGUUCAACUCUCGAGUCGUAAGCCAUGACGCUUGCAAAUGUUCACUUCUCAUGCAAAAAAACCGAAGUUCCACAAGCAGAGAGGUACACAUUGUGCAAGAAACCCACAUUGGUGGAAUAAGUGAGGUGUCUGAACAAUGGGUUUUGAGCCUUUAGUUUGGUUUUGCCGGCCAGUACAAUAUGGGAUUUGGGAGCGUGAAACACACAGUGCUUUUGGUUCAUAUACACCUUGUGCCAUUGAAUCUGUUGUGGGCAAUGUGUCUCUUUUGCUUAUUCUGGGAUUAUGCUUAUGUAGAAUAUGGCUCAUCAAGAUAAGCCCCAAAGUGCGGCGAUUUUGCUUGAGAACAAAUCGUUACAAUUAUAUAUUGGCCUUGUUAGCCAGUUAUUGUGCUGCCGAGCCCUUGUUCAAAUUGAUUAUGGGCAUUUCAAUCUUUAAUAUUGAUGCAGAGACAGGUCUUGCUCCCUUUGAGAUGGUUAAUCUGGGCAUUGAAGCUCUUGCAUGGGGCUCUAUUGUUGUCAUGCUUGCUGUUGAAUCUAAAGCCUAUGUCAAAGAACUGCGAUGGUAUGUCAGGUUCGGGAUAAUCUACGUUUUGGUGGGAGAUACUGUAAUUUUCGGUUUCAUACUUCCGCUGAAAGAUUUCUAUGACAGGUCUAUCCUCUAUUUGUACAUCAGUUCAAUUUUCUUCCAGCUUCUGUUUGGAGCCCUUCUUCUUUUUUAUGUUCCUCAUUUGGAUCCUUAUCCGGGCUACAUGCUGCUUUCAACCGAGUCUCUUGAUGGAAGCAAAGAUAAAAAACCUCUAGGAGAUCAUGUUUGUCCAGAGAGAUACGCCAAUAUAUUUUCCAGGAUUUACUUUGGAUGGAUGACUCCCCUUAUGCGUCAAGGCUACAAAAGACCCAUUACUGAAAAGGAUGUCUGGAAGUUGGACUCCUGGGAUCAGACCGAGACAUUAAGUAGAAAAUUCCGGAAUUCUUGGGCGGAAGAAGCUCAAAGAUCAAAGCCUUGGCUUUUACGUGCUUUAAAUAGUUCCCUUGGAGGCAGGUUCUGGUUCGGAGGCUUCUUCAAAAUUGGAAAUGACCUUUCCCAGCUUGCAGGACCCGUUUUAUUGAACCAUCUUUUACAGUCUCUGGAAUGCAGCGAUCCAGCUUGGUUUGGUUAUGUCUAUGCAUUUUCAAUUUUUGUUGCAGUGUCAUUGGGAGUGCUUUGCGAGGCUCAGUACUUUCAGAAUGUCAUGCGUGUUGGUUUCAGGCUAAGAUCAACUCUGGUGGCUGCUAUAUUUCGCAAGUCCUUGUGGCUAACACAUGAGAGUCGCAAGCAGUUCCCUUCUGGAAAAAUAACAAAUAUGAUGACAACAGAUGCUAAUGCACUUCAGCAAAUAUGCCAACAACUACAUGGUUUAUGGUCAGCCCCAUUCCGAAUAAUCAUGGCCAUGGUUCUUCUAUACCAGCAAUUGGGUGUGGCUUCACUUCUUGGUUCCAUUAUGUUAGUUCUCAUGUUUCCAGUCCAAACACUUAUUGUGAGCAAGAUGCGGAAACUAUCCAAGGAGGGAUUGAUAUAUACUGACAAGAGAGUUGGUUUGACGAAUGAAAUUUUGGCCGCUAUGGAUAGCGUAAAAUACUAUGCAUGGGAAAAAAGUUUCCAGUCAAAAGUGCAAAGUGUGAGGGAUGAUGAAUUGUUGUGGUUCAAGAAAGCCCAGUUACUCUCAGCGUGCAACAGUUUCAUUCUAAACAGCAUUCCAGUUAUCGUAACAGUGGUUUCAUUUGGGAUGUUUUCAUUCCUUGGUGGAGAUUUGACACCUGCAAGAGCUUUUACAUCUCUUUCUUUAUUUGCUGUUCUACGGUUUCCCCUGAACUUGCUUCCCAACUUGAUUACUCAGGUUGUGAAUGCAAAUGUAUCGUUACAACGGUUGGAAGAAUUGUUACUUUCUGAAGAGAGAAUUCUUCUACCUAAUCCACCUCUUGAACCAAGACUUCCAGCCAUAUCAAUCAGGGGCGGAAAUUUUUCAUGGGAUUCUAAGGCUGCAAGGCCCACAUUAUCGAAUAUAAACCUGGAUAUCCCGGUUGGCAGCCUAAUUGCAGUAGUAGGUGGUACUGGAGAAGGAAAAACAUCCUUAAUAUCGGCAAUGCUUGGUGAGCUGCCUCCUCUGAGAGAUGCAACCGUUGUCAUUAGAGGAACUGUUGCUUAUGUUCCUCAAAUUUCUUGGAUUUUUAAUGCAACGGUACGUGAAAACAUAUUAUUUGGAUCUUGCUUUGAUGCAGAACGAUAUUGGAAAGUCAUAGGUGUCACUGCAUUACACCAUGACCUUGAAUUACUUCCUGGUCAUGACCUAACUGAGAUUGGUGAAAGGGGAGUUAAUAUUAGUGGAGGACAAAAGCAAAGGGUUUCCAUAGCGAGGGCUGUGUACUCCGACUCUGAUGUUUAUAUAUUUGAUGACCCACUAAGUGCUCUAGAUGCUCAUGUUGGCCAGCAGGUUUUUAACAAUUGCAUUAGAGAAGAAUUGCAAGGAAAAACAAGAGUGCUUGUCACAAAUCAGCUACAUUUUCUACCUCAAGUUGAUAGAAUAAUUCUGGUCUCUGAAGGUAUGGUAAAAGAGGAGGGCACCUUUGAGGAGCUUUCAAAAAAUGGUACGCUUUUUAAGGACCUAAUGGAGAAUAUGGGGAAAAUGGAAGACCAUAUACAUGAAAAUGGAGAUGGGAAGAAUCUUGCCAUUGGACAUUCACAAUUUCCUUCUAAUAGUGUGCUAUAUGAUUUGCCAAGUGAUGCAAUCCUGACAAAUAAAAGGAAAGAAGGCAAAUCUGUUCUCAUCAAGCAGGAAGAGAGAGAGACCGGCAUUGUCAGUUGGAACGUUUUGAUGAGGUACACAAGUGCUUUAGGAGGCUCAUGGGUUGUAAUAAUAUUGUUUUUGUGUUACAUAUUGACUGAAGUUCUGCGAGUUUCAAGUAGCACAUGGUUGAGUGUCUGGACGAAAAAGAGCACUUCAAGGAGUUAUGGACCUGGUUUCUAUAUUCUGGUUUAUGCAAUUUUGUCCUCCGGGCAGGUGAUAGUGACAUUGGUAAACUCCUUUUGGUUGAUCAUGUCAAGCCUUAGUGCUGCAAAACGACUUCACGAUUCAAUGUUACAUUCCAUACUCAAAGCUCCAAUGAUAUUUUUCCAAACCAAUCCAACUGGACGAAUCAUCAAUAGAUUUUCCAAGGAUCUUGGUGAUGUUGACCGCAAUGUUGCCAACCUUGUUAAUGCGUUUCUAAGCCAAAUGUGGCAGCUGCUUUCAACUUUUGUGCUCAUAGGUCUCGUGAGCACUAUAUCUCUCUGGGGCAUAAUGCCCCUUCUCAUCUUAUUUCAUGCAGCCUAUCUCUAUUAUCAGAGCACAUCCCGUGAAGUAAAACGUCUGAAUUCCAUUACCAUGUCUCCCGUAUAUGCCCAGUUUGGAGAAGCACUGAAUGGUUUGUCGACAAUUCGUGCGUAUAAAGCAUACGAUAGGAUGGCAAAUGUUAAUGGGAAAUCUAUGGACAAUAAUGUGAGGUUUACUUUAGCUAACAUAAGUUCAAAUCGCUGGCUUACCAUAAGGCUGGAAACAUUAGGAGGCAUCAUGAUUUGGUUGAUAGCAACGUUUGCUGUAAUGCAAAAUGAAAGAGCGGAAAAUCAGGUUGCAAUUGCAUCUACCAUGGGCCUGCUCCUAAGUUAUUCAUUGAAUAUCACAAAUUUGCUAAGUAACGUCCUUAGACAAGCAAGCAGAGCAGAAAAUAGUCUAAAUGCUGUUGAACGUGUGGGCACGUACCUGGACUUACACUCUGAGGCUCCAGAUGUCAUUGAGGGCAGCCGUCCACCCCCGGGAUGGCCUUUGUCUGGAUUGAUCAAAUUUGAAGAUGUUUUUAUGCGUUACAGACCUGGACUUCCUCCUGUCCUGCGGGGCCUGUCCUUCACUAUAUCCCCAAGGCAGAAGAUUGGCAUAGUUGGACGAACUGGUGCAGGUAAAUCUAGCAUGCUUAAUGCAUUGUUCCGGAUUGUGGAGCUUGAAAGAGGAAGAAUUUUGGUUGAUAAUUGUGACAUUGCGAAGUUUGGAUUGACGGAUCUACGUAAGGUUCUUGGUAUCAUACCACAAUCUCCAGUUCUUUUCUCAGGAAGUGUUCGGUUUAAUCUUGAUCCUUUCUGUGAACACAAUGAUCCUGAUCUCUGGGAGGCUUUGGAGAGGGCACAUUUAAAGGAUGUCAUCAAAAGGAAUGCCUUCGGUUUGGAUGCUGAGGUUUUAGAAGGAGGUGAGAACUUCAGUGUUGGACAGAGGCAGCUGUUAAGUCUAGCUCGAGCAUUACUACGAAGAUCAAAGAUCCUCGUUCUUGAUGAAGCAACAGCAGCUGUUGACUUUAGAACUGAUGCUCUUAUACAGAAAACCAUUCGAGAAGAAUUCAAAUCUUGCACGAUGCUGAUCAUUGCUCACCGAAUAAAUACUAUCAUCGACAGUGACCAGAUUCUAGUUCUUGAUGCUGGUCAGGUUGUUGAAUAUGAUACUCCAGAAAAACUUCUUCAAAAGGAAGGAGGUGCUUUCUAUAAAAUGGUUCAGAGUACAGGGACUGCAAAUGCUCAGUACUUGCGCAGUUUAGUAUUAAGAAAUAUCGAAGAGAAUAAGUUCAAAAAUGGAGGGGGUAUGCAUAUCAAUGAGCAAAUGAGAUGGCGAUUAUCUUCGCAAUGGAAUGCCGCUACACAGUUUGCUCUUGCAGUCAAUAUUACUUCUUCAGUAAAGGACCUUCAAGUAUUAGAGUUUGAAGAGGGGAACAAUAUCUUCAACAAAACAAAGGAUGCAAUAGUAACUUUGUCCGAAGUUUUGGAGGGUAGACAUGACUGUGUGAUCAACGAGACUCUACAUCAUGUCAAUGUUCCAAGAGACAAUUGGUGGUCAGCUCUCUACAGAGUCAUUGAAGGUCUUGCAGAGAUGAGCAGAUUGGCCCGGAAUGGGUUCUACCGGCUAGAAGAUGGUUAUGAAGAUUCAUCAGAAACUUGGGAUAAUGUUGUAAGUAGCUGAUAUCUGCUCGAGAGACUUUAAGUCAUUCCAACCAAGAUUCAUGAUAUUCAAGUCCUAAAACCAGAUUCUGACAGUCAAGGAUUUCCUAGGAAGGAAAUAGUUAAGAGCCCGAAAUAAUUUGGCACUGCCAGCAGUUUGGCAACCUGUAGAUGCACUGGACCGUCUCUCGGUUAGGGUAGAAGAAGUUGUGUCUGCCCUCGAAAUUUACAACGUCAUUCCAUGCUUUUUGUACUUCAAAUCUGGGCAUCAAAAGUUAAUGUCCUAUUGUUGUAACGGAUCUAUGAGACAAAUUGUCGUUUCCACAAGAACUAUAUUUUAAAACUUAAUCUACUUUCUUUCUAACUACAA
Messenger RNA from Olea europaea var. sylvestris, 5387 nucleotides. RefSeq names its product ABC transporter C family member 12-like. Bases 165 to 5039 code for a protein of 1624 amino acids. The transcript has 30 exons. Gene Ontology annotation, biological process: transmembrane transport. Gene Ontology annotation, cellular component: membrane. NCBI's taxonomy places the organism in Eukaryota, Viridiplantae, Streptophyta, Magnoliopsida, Lamiales, Oleaceae. Gene Ontology annotation, molecular function: ATP binding; ATP hydrolysis activity; ABC-type transporter activity. The record is from RefSeq and is a predicted model, not a curated record.